Parnassius mnemosyne (clouded apollo) is the source of this 1449-nucleotide messenger RNA. NCBI's taxonomy places the organism in Eukaryota, Metazoa, Arthropoda, Insecta, Lepidoptera, Papilionidae. The record is from the annotation of a GenBank genome assembly.
AUGUGCAGUGCUGACCUUUUCUUUUGGAGACAGAUAUUUAUACUGAUCCCAGCAUGUCUACACUCGUUUUCUGUGGGAUUCAUGUUGGCUUUCCCGGCUGUCCUAAAUCCGGCGAUCCUAUCUCCGAAUAGCACAGACAUCACGGCUACUUCUGCCCAAGCUUCCUGGAUAGCAUCUUCUAAUGGCAUUUCCGGAGUCGUCGGUUUCUUAAUUUUCUCACCUAUAUUUCAAUGCUUCGGUCGGAAGGUGGUCGGUAUUGGAUUGAAUGUCACAAUGGUCGUCGGCUGGAUCACACUAUCCCUUGCCAACAGUAUCACAGUCUUAAUAUUUGGUAGAUCAAUCCAAGGCUUAUGUAUGGGCGGAAUAUUUAUCUGUGCAAUUACUUUAUCUGAAUAUGCAAAUCCACGCAGAAGAGGAUAUUUCAUGACUCUAAAUAAAAUAACAUUAGGUAUGGGUUCAUUGGCCUGUCAUUCUUUUGCAAUUAUAUGUACAUGGAGACAAAUUGCUGCAUUUUGUACAAUACCAUCAGCAUUAGCUGCAAUAUUUGUACUAUUCUGGCCUGAGAGCCCAGCCUUUUUAGCUAUGAAAGGACGAUUCGACGAAUCCGAAAAAUCCUUCACUUGGAUAAAUGGAAACUCAGUAAAAAGUAAAAGCGAGCUUAAAGAGUUAAUUAAAGCACAGGUGGAACGACAGGAACUGAUGAAGAAAUCUGAAAAGAUUUCUAUUGUAAAGAGUUUUAUAAAAACAUUAAAAAAUGAAGAGAUGCAGAAAGCUUGCUUUAUAGUUGCACUUGUCACUUUAUGUAUCGAUGCUUGUGGCAGAUACUUUCUAAUAGCUUAUAUAACGCAAAUAUUAGUAGAAAUUACUGGCAGCAAAUCAAUAGCAAUGUACUGUUCCAUAGUGUCCGAUCUCUUGUUAGUUUUCGCUUUAAGUAUAUCAUGUUUUGUAAUACGUAUAUUUAAAAGACGUACACUAUUAUUUAGUUUAGGUUUACUAACAAUUGCAAUAAUGUUCUUUAUAAGUUUAAUGGUAGUUUUGAAAUCCAAAUAUGAUAUUAUGUCUCAAGUGUCAUGGCUAAUCCCGUUCUUAAUAUUAUUACAUACAUUCGUAGCUCAUAUUGGUUUAGUACCAGUAGGGUUUUCAAUAACAGCAGAAGUUUUUCCUUUGGAAUAUAGAGGGAUAUGUUCUUGUAUAUCAGGAAUAGCAUAUACAAUUUUCUAUGCCCUCACAUUAAAGUUAACACCUAUGAUGAUAGAAUUUAUCGAUGUUUCAGGUACUUAUGCUGUGUACGCUUUGAUAGUAAUAUUUUGUUUAGCAAUUUUAUACUUUAUUUUGCCAGAAACUAAGGAUAGGACAUUGCAAGAAAUAGAGGAUGAAAUAAAGGGCACUGAACGAUCUGAUGCAGAUAAAAUUUUGUUACCUAAAAGAGCCAUCGUAGUGGAUAGUUGA